Trifolium pratense (red clover) is the source of this 1092-nucleotide messenger RNA. RefSeq lists its product as uncharacterized. The transcript has a single exon. Lineage: Eukaryota; Viridiplantae; Streptophyta; Magnoliopsida; Fabales; Fabaceae. The record is from RefSeq and is a predicted model, not a curated record. The coding region runs from base 1 to 1092 and encodes 363 amino acids.
AUGGAGUUUUCCCAAGAAUACUGGCGCCAACACACGUUGUUUGAAAUAGCUAGUGCUAUUGGUACUCCGUUAUCGUUAGAUGAAGCUACUAAAACUCGUGCAUUUGGCCAUUAUGCACGUAUUUUAGUCGAUAUGGAUCUGUUUAGUCACGUUUUCUACGAGAUUCUAGUGGAACGUGAGGGACACUCUUUCAAACUUGUAGUGGUAUAUGAACGUUUACCUGACUUUUGUAUGCACUGUGGAAUUAUAGGGCAUAAUGUUCAAGCCUGUCACUACCUGAAACCUUCUGAAGCGAAGGUUGAUAAUCGGGGCAAAAAGAUUAUCACAAUUAAGAAGGAAGCUGCGAACAUACAAUACGUACCAAAGAAGAAGGAUUGUGCCUUACCUAGCACUUCUGCGGAAGUGGUUGAAGUGGAAAACAAUCACCAAUCCAACUUGAUCGGAACACAAGAGGGGAAGCAGCAAAAUGAGGAGCAUGAAGCGGAACGUCAGCAAGCACCUGAGAGCCCUAAAAGUCCAAGUAAGGAUAUUGGCGCAACUCUGAAUGCUACUGAUGAUGUUGUUGUCCAACAUUCAACCUCCUUUAGUGUGACGCUACAUACUGUUCAUGAUGACAUUGUUCUUAAAAAUAUUCAGACCGAUGAUCUAGUGUUGCGACAAGUGACCACUGAUGAUGUGGCUGGUGUUACUGUUACUAAACAAGAUUUCGACCAAGAAGCAGAGGAAACAACUGAUAACUCAUCGAGUGUUCCAGAUACGCAGCCAGUGAAGCAAGCUGAUGCGGUAGAAAUUGAAAAUUGUUUCACCCCGAUAGAUAUUACAGUCACGGAGACUAAUGACUUUGAUGCCUCCGCUCAUGCUAUACCUGAUACAACGCAAAAGAUUGUGAUAUUGCCAUAUGAGGAGUUUGAUGAGGUGGUCAAAGCAGACCUUCGACUAAUUAAACAAGUUUGGGCCGCAGCGGCGAAUAGAGAGAAGUUCACCCCUGUUAUUUCUAAAAGUAAAGCGAAGAAGAUAAGACAAUUGGCUCGGAGUGUUGGGCAGCCAUAUAACACUCGUUUUAGGGGUGGAACAUCUCACAGGUCCCAAUAA